AUGGUGCUCCUAGACAUUGUUGGACCUCAACAAACUGCUUUUGUUAAAGGUAGGCAUAUUAGUGAUAAUAUCCUUCUUUCUCAAGAGUUGUUGAGGAAUUAUCACCCCAAGGGAGGAUUACCUAGGUAUGCUCUUAAAGUUGAUCUCAUGAAAGCAUACGAUUCUGUUCGUUGGGAUUUCCUCUUUGCGGUUUUAAUGGUGCUUGGUUUUCCUGAGAGAGUUGUUAGGUGGAUUACUGAGUGUGUCACUACCACUCGAUUUUCGAUUUCCAUUAAUGGACAACUGCAUGGAUUCUUUGCUGGUGGGCGAGGUCUGAGACAAGGAGAUCCUUUGUCGCCCUACUUAGCUGAGGUUGGUUCUGUCUCGAUCAUUGGGGAAUGCCUUAAUCAAUUCAAAGCUCUUUCUGGACUUAUUCUUAAUCCAGAUAAGAGUAAUUUAUUUGCCAGUGGUGUUUCUACAUAUCUUAAGGAUCAGUUGCUUGAUGUUGUGAUCAAGCAAGUGAAAAAUUCAUUGCGGGCCUUCUUGUGGAAGGGUAGUGACCUUGGCACCGGUGGGGCUAAAAUGGCUUGGGCAAAAAUCUGUAUGCCUAAGGAGGAGGGUGGUUUGGGUCUACGGGGCUUGGAGAUUUGGAAUAAGGCUGCCAUGUUAAAGCAUCUUUGGUCCCUUGCUCGGAUUCUGCCUCCUCUCUUUGGGUUUCGUGGAUACAUUGUUAUUUACUUAGAGGACGGAGCAUUUGGGAAUUGA
Molecule: messenger RNA, 744 nt
Organism: Olea europaea var. sylvestris
Lineage: Eukaryota; Viridiplantae; Streptophyta; Magnoliopsida; Lamiales; Oleaceae
Exons: 3
Coding region: 1-744 (247 amino acids)
Source: RefSeq, a predicted model, not a curated record